Pteropus alecto (black flying fox) is the source of this 1957-nucleotide messenger RNA. RefSeq names its product GLI pathogenesis related 2 (gene GLIPR2). Bases 118 to 582 code for a protein of 154 amino acids. Lineage: Eukaryota; Metazoa; Chordata; Mammalia; Chiroptera; Pteropodidae. Gene Ontology annotation, cellular component: extracellular region. The record is from RefSeq and is a predicted model, not a curated record. The transcript has 5 exons.
GGGCCGGGGGAGGGGCUGCGUCCGCCGGGCCUCCUACCAGGCUAUCCUAGCGGUGCCGGGCGGGUCAGAGAGCGCAGCGCGGCGGCAGCAGGAGCCGAGUAGCGUGCAGAGCCGGUCAUGGGCAAGUCAGCUUCCAAGCAGUUUAACAGUGAGGUCCUGAAGGCCCACAACGAGUACCGGCAGCAGCAUGGCGUUCCUCCACUGAAGCUCUGCAAGAAGCUCAACCAGGAGGCCCAGCAGUAUUCGGAGGCCCUGGCCAGCACGAGGAUCCUCAAGCACAGCCCAGAGUCCAGUCGUGGCCAGUGCGGAGAGAACCUAGCUUGGGCAUCCUACGAUCAGACAGGAAAGGAGGUGGCUGAUAGAUGGUACAGUGAAAUCAAGAACUACAACUUCCAGCAGCCUGGCUUCAACUCUGGGACUGGACACUUCACGGCCAUGGUGUGGAAGAACACAAAGAAGAUGGGAGUGGGGAAGGCAUCUGCAAGUGAUGGGUCCUCCUUUGUGGUGGCCAGAUACUUCCCAGCAGGGAAUGUUGUUAACCAGGGCUUCUUUGAAGAAAAUGUGCUGCCUCCAAAGAAAUAACUUGUCAAACAUAAUGGGAAGGUGGCAGACUUAAGAACGUGGUAUGAAGUACCUAGAAGAACAUUAGCUGUGUGUUUGUCCUUGUGGGUGUACAUGCUUGUGUGUGAUGCAUGUGUGCAUCUCUUGCACACAUACUCGGAUAUACAGUUCUGUAUGAACUCAUUCUUGUCAAAAGAAUGAGCAUAUGAAGGCUUUACUCUGAUAGUUACCUAGACCACAAUUAUUUGGACUUUGGGGGCAAAAUCAAUUUUUAAACUUUUUUUUUCAUUUUUUUAAGCAAACUACUUUUGUACGUUUCUUACUUUUAAUAUCCAUCCCUGGACUUUUUAUAUUCCUCAUGUUUGUGAUACUGAGAACUGAAGUUCAUUUUUUGUGAUCUUCAUACAUUGUAAUCUACUUGUGGUAGAUAUUUAAAAAUAUUAAACCUUCAUUUAAAUGUGACAUAAAAUGCAGCUUUAAACACAUAAAUAUAAAGCAGCUUCCAUGAGAAAACUGGUGUAGGCAGGAGUUCCAUCUCACAGAAUUACUGAGAUUUCUCAGUUGUAAGACAUGAUGUCAUCUGCAUGCCUCCUGGAAUUCUCUAAUGGGAUUGCCAAAGAACAAAUGGAGAAGAAAACUUUACUUCUUUGCAUUUUUCUACCUUUAAAUAGCAAAGUACCACUACCACAACUACCCCUUGCCCCCUCCCCCAUCUUUUUUCUUAAAAUUCUCUGGCAUUUCAGGGCUCAAUAUGUUUCCUGAUUUCUGGAGAACUGGGCAAGGCCUGAAAUUCACCCCUCCCCCACCUCUGCUGGGCGGCCCAGGACCCGUUCUGGGAGAGAGCCCCUCAUACUGCCUGGGCUCUCAGCCAAGCGGCCUUGGAUGGAUGAAGUCAGUGAGUGUGGGGGAGAGGGUGAGCUCACUCAGGGCCCCCAGAGGAAGCUCUCCAGCCUCUGCCCUCCCCCUGACACACAGGGCGGGAGCCCGGGCUAUUCGUGGCAGCUGUGGCUGCAGCUGUGCUGCUGUACCCUCCCAGAAUGUGUGACAGGCCCAAAUGUUCCUGGGAGAUAUCCCAUGCGGGGCUUAGAGUCGCUAAUUUGGUUCUGUGUUUUGCCUCAAACUGCACAAAGCUCCCCUAAACAACAAUUUCGUAUGGUGGGGGAGGGACCAAUCCAGAGGCCAAGCUGAGUGUCCCUGAAACCAUGGCAUCUCCAGGUGGUAAGAUAGCAGGAGCAGGAGUUAGGGAGUUACCUGCUUAAAGACUGGAGUCUGAGCAGGCCAGUCUGAUACAUGCUUCCCGAAGGUCUGUGUUGCACUGUGAACACAGUCUCAUGCUGUGCCCUUCAUUUCACCCAGAGAUAUUGACUAAGACAACAAUAAAAUCUUUUGUGUAAUA